UUAUUCCUGCCUAUUCCUUACGGCUCUCAGUCUCGUAGUGCCUGCUUCUCGGCAACCCUCAGCAGUUUGUACAGGUUAUUAGCACGCAAACGGUCGUUAAUAAGUGAUUAAUAAGUGAACUCGAGUCUUUUUCUUUUCUUUUCUUUUUCGUUCGUUCGAAAUUUUGCAUCGAGUAGUUUUUGCGAACGACAUAAUCAGUUGAAAAUCGAAUCGUCAUAAUAAAAAGAUGAUUGUCGAGCCGACAAACGGGACCGCCGAGCCCGCCAAGUCGGGGGAUGAAACUCCUGACAAAGAAAUCAACGAGGAAGAACAAAGCGAGACUCUACCUCUCGACGAGAGUCACCCGAAUAAACGCGUCAAAACUGAAAAUCGAACUGUGACGCAGCCCGCGAAAACUGUGGAAGUCAGAAGCAAGAAAUCGUUAAUACCUCGUUGCGAGAUCUGCCUUCAAAAACUUGAUGAUGAUUUGGGAUAUUAUGGUGGUCAUCCGAAUGAUGCCCUUGAAGAAUACGGUGUUUUAGUUGAUUCGAGACUAUGCUUAUUUAAUGGUGAUGAGUCUGAUAUUACAGAAGGAGAUGCAAGGGCUAUCAAUAGGAUUACCGGGUACAGUGUGUAUGACAAAAAUGGUCAUUUGGUUCCUUUUGAUGAAGGCUUGAUAGAAAAAAAUGUAUUUUUAUACUUUUCUGGAUAUGUCAAACCAAUUUAUAAUGAUGAUCCUUCUAACGAUGAUGGUAUUCCUGCUAAAGAUCUUGGUCCUAUUGUAGAGUGGUAUGUUUCUGGUUUUGAUGGUGGUGAGCAACCACUAAUUACUUUAACAACUGAAAUCGGCGACUACAUGCUCAUGAAACCGUCUACAGAAUAUGCUCGUUACAUGACCGCUGUUAGAGAGAAAAGUUUUAUAAGUAAAACAAUUAUAGAGUUUCUUAUGGAUGAAAAUGCACCCAACGAGUAUGAAGAUCUACUCAACAAGCUUGAGACUGUUUUGUUACCUACUGGAUUACCAAAAUUUACUGAAGAUAUACUAUUACAUCAUUCUCAGUUCAUAUGCGAUCAAAUCAUAUCUUUUGAUGAAGCAGCUACUGAAGAGGAUACUUUAUUAAUUACCAAGCCCUGUAUUAGGACUUUAAUUAAUUUGGCUGGAAUAUCAUUCAAGAAAGGGACAACCGCAAGGAGCAGGAGAAGAACUCGAAAAGAGGAAGAUGAUUGGAGAAGAGCUCUUAUACGCAAAGGACAAAAUGCUAAAGCAAUGGUUUUUAGCAAAGCAACUACUACUCCAUUGGUUAAUGAUGUUUUUGACAGCUUUUUCCCUAACCAAAUAGCCAAAACUAACGACGAUAAAUUAAUGUUAAAAAGAAAAAGAUGCGGAGUUUGUGAACCUUGCCAGCAACCAGAUUGUGGUUCAUGUGCUAAUUGUAAAAAUAUGUUGAAAUUUGGAGGGUCUGGAACCAGUAAGCAAGCUUGUGUAAGACGUAGAUGUCCAAAUAUGGAAAUUGAAGCUGCUGCUGAUGAUGAUGCAGAAGGACAAGAAAAUAUUGACGAGAAUGCAGAGCCCAGUUUGAUUGCUCGUAAAAAGAUGAUCGGUGUAAUAAAAAGUAGAGAUGUUACAGUAGAAUGGAUAGGAGAACCUUUGGCAUCAGAUCAAAAUAGAACUUUCUACUCUGAAGUGGCACUUGACUCAGAACACAUAGCAUUAAAUGAUUAUGUUUUCAUUGAAUCUGUUGAUUCUUCAGUGCCUGUCCAAAUUGUAAAAGUUAUUUAUAUGUGGGAAACGAAAUUGAACCUUAAAAUGUUCCAUGGCACUUGGUUAUGGAGAGGCAGUGAAACUGUUCUAGGAGAAACUUCAAGUAGUAGUGAAGUCUUUUUGGUGGAUGAUUGUCAAGAUGUUCCUAUCUCAUACAUAAAAUCAAAAGCUACUGUUGUUCAUAGAAGUACUCCAGAGAACUGGAGUGAAUUAGGCAAUGAAGCUGUUAAUACCAGUAUGGAUGAUUCAAAAGAAGAUAUUGCAUCAUUUUACUAUCAGAAACGAUAUGAUCCCUAUACUGCUAGAUUUGAAGACCCACUGCCAGAUUUAGUUUGUCCUCCGGGUUUGAAAUAUCGUUUCUGUGCAUCUUGUACUCGCAGUACCUACACACAACAGAGAAAUAGGCCACAUGUUAUGGACAAGCUAGAAGAAAUAAGCAGGAAAGAAGUUCUCUAUGGUCUUGUGAGAUUCAAAGAUGAGGAGUACAGAGUUGGCAGUGCUGUAUACUUACAACCAAAAACGUUUGCUUUUAAAUACCCUGUUCCAUAUCAAAACCCUGUUAAACCUCCAAAACGUGAAGUAGACGAAGAGCGAUAUCCGGAAUACUAUCGUAAAUUUCAUGAUCGAAUCAAAGGAUCAAAUUAUGAUACCCCGGACCCUUUUGAUAUUGGUUAUAUUACACGUAUAUAUGCUACAACAAAUGUCAAACUACUGGCUGCUAGUACUUUACAAAUUAGAGUGAAAAAGAUGUAUCGUCCUGAGAAUACUCUAAGGGAAUCUGCGAAGGUCCAUUCUGAUAUUAACCUGCUUUAUUGGAGUGAAGAAGAAGUGGAUGUUCCUUUCAAUUGUGUCAUGGGAAAGUGUUACUUGGCUUAUGCUGAAAAUUUGGAAUCUGUAGAAGAGUGGACUGAUGCAGGUCCCAAUAGGUUUUACUUUUCUCAAAUGUAUAAUGAUAAAACAAGCGAAUAUGAUGAACCGCCUCCGAAAGCUUGUAACAUUGGUGCGCUUGGUAAGCAAACAAAUAAAAUAAAGUCAAAAAGUAAAAGAGCUGAAACUCAGCCAUUGGAAGUUCCUCCCAAGUAUCCAGAAAUAAAAAAUAAACUGCGCACAUUAGAUGUUUUUGCUGGUUGUGGAGGUUUGUCUGAAGGAUUACAUCAAGCUGGCAUAUCUGAUACUAAAUGGGCUAUUGAAGUUGAUGAUGCAGCAGCACAUGCUUUUAGAUUUAAUAAUUCAGAUUGUUCUGUUUUUACCGGAGAUUGCAAUGCAAUUCUAAAGAAAGUCAUGGAUGGAGAAACUGUACUCGGAGGUCAACGUUUACCGCAGAAAGGAGAAGUAGAAUUACUUUGUGGUGGUCCCCCUUGUCAAGGAUUUAGCGGAAUGAAUAGAUUUAAUUCUAGAGCCUACUCAUUGUUUAAAAAUUCUCUCGUAGUAUCGUACCUGUCUUAUUGUGAUUACUAUAGACCCAGAUUUUUUAUCAUGGAAAAUGUCAGAAAUUUUGUUAGUUUCAAAAAAAGCUUGGUACUUAAAUUAACCUUGAGAUGUUUGAUCCGCAUGGGUUACCAAUGUACUUUUGGAGUACUUCAAGCUGGAAACUUUGGCGUUCCUCAAACGAGAAGAAGGAUGUUCAUAAUUGCUGCUGCACCAGGUGAAGUGCUGCCAAAGUUCCCUAAUGCUCUUCAUGUGUUUAGCAAAUCGGCAUGCAAUUUGAAUGUUGUUGUAGAUAAUAAGAAGUACUUCCCCAUGUAUGAUUGGUUAGACGCAGCACCAUACAGAGUUACCACCAUUAAAGAUGCUUUGUCGGAUUUACCAUUAAUUAAAAGUGGAAAAGGUGAAGAGUUGAUGCGUUACGGCAGUGAACCAGCCACGCAUUUCCAGAGAAAAGUAAGACGCGGACUCGACGAUGGCUCAUUGUUUGAUCAUAUGUGUAAAGAUUUGGGUCCAAUGUCUGAGGCUCGAAUGGCUCACAUUCCGACUGCUCGUGGUUCCGAUUGGCGGGAUUUACCAAACAUUUCAAUCCCGUUAUCAGACGGAACUUACACAAAUAAAUUAAAAUAUAAUUACCACGAUAAAAAAAGUGGUAAAAGUUCGACUGGAGCUUUCAGAGGUGUUUGUGCUUGUGCCACUGGCAAAACGUGCAACCCACGAGAUAGGCAAGAAAAUACAUUGAUCCCGUGGUGCCUUCCACAUACCGGUAAUCGUCACAAUCACUGGGCUGGACUUUAUGGUAGAGUAGAAUGGGAUGGUUUCUUUAGUACAACUAUAACAAAUCCUGAACCUAUGGGCAAACAGGGUCGAGUAUUACAUCCAGAACAAACAAGAGUUGUAAGUGCGCGCGAAUGCGCGAGAUCUCAAGGUUUUCCGGAUAGUUUUCGUUUUUAUGGAAGUUUACAAGAUAAGCACAGACAAAUUGGUAAUGCAGUACCUCCACCACUAGCUUGUGCAGUUGGGUUAGAGAUUAAGAAGGCGGUUAGUCAAGUCGAAGCAAGAGUUAAGGAAGAGAUGGUAAAGGAAGAGGUAGUAAAGGAAGAGGUAUUAAAGGAAGAGGUAGAGCUUGUAAAAAAAGAGGAGCCAUGAAUUAACUUUAAUUAUGGAUGCUAAUGAAUAUGUACUUUUAAGUUUAAUUUUAUACAGUAUUAGGUUGACAUUAACAUUUUUAUGUGAGCAGGUUCGACUUUGUUCAUUACUUU
Messenger RNA from Trichogramma pretiosum, 4428 nucleotides. Its product is annotated as DNA (cytosine-5)-methyltransferase 1-like. Gene Ontology annotation, molecular function: DNA (cytosine-5-)-methyltransferase activity; zinc ion binding; chromatin binding. The coding region runs from base 227 to 4315 and encodes 1362 amino acids. Lineage: Eukaryota; Metazoa; Arthropoda; Insecta; Hymenoptera; Trichogrammatidae. The record is from RefSeq and is a predicted model, not a curated record. The transcript is spliced from 12 exons. Gene Ontology annotation, cellular component: nucleus.